Messenger RNA from Chroicocephalus ridibundus (black-headed gull), 3650 nucleotides. It is a transcript of the gene FOXM1, whose product is annotated as forkhead box M1. Gene Ontology annotation, cellular component: nucleus. The transcript is spliced from 9 exons. The record is from RefSeq and is a predicted model, not a curated record. Gene Ontology annotation, molecular function: RNA polymerase II transcription regulatory region sequence-specific DNA binding; DNA-binding transcription factor activity. NCBI's taxonomy places the organism in Eukaryota, Metazoa, Chordata, Aves, Charadriiformes, Laridae. The coding region runs from base 173 to 2569 and encodes 798 amino acids. Gene Ontology annotation, biological process: regulation of transcription by RNA polymerase II; G2/M transition of mitotic cell cycle; regulation of cell population proliferation.
CUUCAUAGGAAGUGGCUUGCACCUGCAGGGAAUGGAACUUUUGGAGGCUGGCUAAAGUUUGCUCUUUUGCCAUUGUCUUAUGGGGAUCUCCCUUUAAGAGAGAGGAGAAGAUCGCCAAGGUCCAGGUUUUGUUCUUAUCCCUUUCAAUGGAGAGUGACUGUACAGAUCAAUAAUGAGGACCAGCCCUCGCAGGCCCUUAAUUCUCAAAAGACGGAAACUGACCCUCCCACAGAAGGAUACAUCCAGUACUUCAGCAAGAGAUGAGAACGGUGGUCAGGAUGAAAAGACUCCUAAGCAGGAGCACAGCCAGGAAGACCGACACAACAGCCAACAUAGAGAAAAAACUGAAUGUGGCCUGCAGAAAUUCCCAGCAGGAAUAAAAAUAAUUGACCAUCCUACAAUGCCCAACACACAGGUGGUGGCCAUCCCUACAAAUGCUGAUAUCCAGAGCAUCAUAGAGGCACUGACAGCAAAGGGAAAAGAAUGUGGCAACAACGGGCCAAAUAAGUUCAUUCUCAUUAGCAGUGGGGGCACAUCCUGUUCAGCAGGUCCAACGCCAUCACAGCAUCUCCCAUUACAGAUGAAACCCAGUGCAGCAACUAAGGCUGCAGGUGGUCAAGAAAGAGAGAACAGUACACAGACACCUGGUCUUGCAGGAGGAACAACACUCUGGCAUUCAGGAAUUGAUUCUGUGGUUGGACAGGAACAGGAGAGUAACAGCAGUGGCGAGACAAUGAGCUCUGUGUUGGACAACAGUCUCACUAACAUCCAGUGGCUGGGGAAGAUGAGAUCUGAUGGGCUAAGUCCCUGUUCUGUGAAGCAAGAAAGAGAGAAAGAGAACCAGAGGCCUCUGCAGGAAAGAAUCAAGACAGAAGAUGAUUCUGCUGCUGUUCCUACCACUGCUGCCACCGCCUCCUCAUGGCAGGAUUCAGUAUCAGAAAGACCUCCUUACUCUUACAUGGCCAUGAUCCAGUUUGCCAUCAACAGCACUGAGAAGAAGCGUAUGACUCUGAAGGACAUCUAUACCUGGAUUGAAGAUCACUUCCCAUAUUUUAAACACGUGGCUAAGCCAGGUUGGAAGAACUCCAUUCGGCACAACCUGUCCCUUCAUGAUAUGUUUGUCCGUGAGACAUCUGCUAACGGUAAAAUCUCGUUCUGGACUAUUCACCCUGAUGCAAAUCGUUGCCUAACAUUGGACCAGGUAUUUAAGCCACUGGACUUGGGGUCACCAACAUCGCCUGAGCACUCUGAAUCACAGCAAAAGCGACAUCUUCCAGAUCCCCAGAAGAAUACAGGAAGCAACAGCAGCAGCAAAACUGAACCCCAGAAUGCACGCCGAAAGAUGAAACCUUUGCUUCCUCGCAUCAACUCCUACCUGGUUCCGAUCCAGUUUCCUUUGAGUCAGCCUCUUGUCUUGCAGCCUUCUAUGAAGGUUCCCCUAUCCAUGGCACAGGGAGCAUCUCUCAACAGCUCAGAGACUUUCCGGAGCAAUAAGCGUGUGCGCAUUGCUCCAAAGAUGUCACUCUCUGCAGACGAGUCAUCCUCUUUACCUCCGGCUGCUGUCAAGGAGGAGAGUCAAUGUGAUGAAGGUUUAUUUUCCCCAACCCAUUCCCUAAAGGAGAGCAGCUCCCAGCCUGGUGAGGAAUCAGUUUCUUUCCCUGAAAGUGUCUGUAUAAAGGAGGAAGAAGGCUCUCAGCUGGAUGACUGGCUGUCCCCAUUUGCCUCAACCCUAACAGUAAAGGAAGAGCCAGGCUUGUUCCCCUCAGUCUCAUCCACAAAGGAGAAGAAACAAUUCACCAUACUGAAGUCGCCAUCUAAGGGUGUUUCUGACACGUUAGUUAUAAAGAGGCGGGAAAGGCGGGAAAUGGGCAGAUCCAGAAGGAAACAACACCUAGCGCUGCCUUGCUCAGAAGAGCCCGUCCUUGUUUUGCCAGAAAGCAAUGGCUUUCACCCUUUCCGAUUAGGGGCAGACCACCCCUUCCUGCAGGAAAGCCAGCCUCUUGAGAAUGCAUCACAGCUCAGCUGCUUGCAGGGAGAAGAGGGGCCCUUCAAAACACCGGUCAAGGAGAUGUUCAGCAAAUUGCCAGUUUCUUCCACUCCCAGCAAAGACUCAGCAACAACUACUCCCCCACUAGGGGGCCUUGACCAGUGGAAAUCUGCAUCCUUAGCCAAGGGAAGUCAAGAGCUGGACUUCAGUCCGGUGAGAACCCUUCAGUUGCCAUUCACACCUGUCCAGGAGAACCAGGAUUUGCUGGGUUUUAACAGCACACCCCUUAAAAAUCCCAUCUUUGAGUCCCCUCGGGAACUGCUCAAUACAGAAUCCAGUGGCAUGGUGCAUGCCCCCCUCACGAGCUCUCCAGCUUUUAUUUCUGAGUCUACUAAGCAAUCAUCUAUUGAACUACCAAACUCUGGCUUUACUGAAAACCGGUCACUCAUGGAGGGCCUGAUCCUGGACACCAUGAAUGACAGUCUGAGCAAAAUCCUUCUGGAUAUCAGCUUUCCUGGUCUUGAAGAUGAAAACUUAGGAACAGACAUUAGUUGGUCUCAGCUCAUACCUGAACUGAAGUAAACUGGCCUGAGGACUGAAUUUUACUUGUUCUGGUAUCACAGAAAGCACUCUACUAUUUUGAGAUCUUUCCAUGUAAUCUAGGAAGACUGUCUGUUUUUGACUAAUUCCUGCAUUCGUGGGAACAGAAGGCAUUAUUGUCUCCUGCUAAGCUGGGAGACAGGCCCACUGGCUGCUAUGAGCUCCCUUUAUACGCUGCGAUAGACUUUAUGUGCAACAAGAUAGAACCUUUCUAACCCCAUCCUAGAAAUGAGAGUCCCUGGAGAGAGGUUAUCAAGACAACAUCUAGGUAGGCCCUGAAUGCCACUUGCUACUCAAGCUGUUGGAGGAAAUGGAUGCACUCCUCGGUUAUGUACAAUAGGAAAGAGCCUGGGAACCUACUCCUAGCUCUGUCCUUACUUCCUUUUAAUCUGUUCUCCUAUUAUUUAGUGUCUUCUGUGUGGUUUUAAUGGCUGUAAAUACUGUACAUUCCUUAAAUUAGCCCUUAAUUAUAAUAAUAUUUUUAUUCUUGGGCUGGUAAAGGGUUUGACUUAAGAGUGUUGUCCAUAUGUUUCACACUUCUUCUAUUCUUCUACCCUAGAUGAGAGCCCAAAAUGCAUUUGUGGGGUUUUUUUUUUUCUUCUACUUCAGAAACACAUUGGUCUAGGCUGUUGUGAAGGUUGCUGCGGCAAAUAUCGGAAAAAUCACCUAUAUGUGACUCAAGUUAAACUGAUACACGUUGCUAUCUGGAAUGCAGCAUAGAAUCUUGGUUUGGCUUCUUUUUCCCAGACCAGAAUGGAGAGCUUGAAUCAAGCUGCAUUUUGUUUCCAUAUACCUAUUAUUAUGCGCUUAGAGGAUUAGGUAGGGUCACUGUUGCAAUAGGAUGGACUUCUAUUCAAUGGUUAAAGCUGCCCUCAUCACAAUCAUCAGUUGAAAAUGUAAAGAAGAACCUAUAAACUGAAUGCUGAUAUUUCCACUGAAAGGUGACCUCUGGAAACAUAAGGCAUGUUUCUCUAGGUGCAAUAGGCCAACUCAUCCUCAUUCUCUAGAAUUCAUGUCAAAAGAAGAAAUUGCCAUGGAAAAGACCUUCUGCUUACACACAAAU